Manihot esculenta (cassava) is the source of this 1694-nucleotide messenger RNA. Its product is annotated as F-box/FBD/LRR-repeat protein At1g13570. Lineage: Eukaryota; Viridiplantae; Streptophyta; Magnoliopsida; Malpighiales; Euphorbiaceae. The transcript has 5 exons. The record is from RefSeq and is a predicted model, not a curated record. Bases 228 to 1511 code for a protein of 427 amino acids. Gene Ontology annotation, molecular function: protein binding.
CCACCAAAAUUCAGAUUUAUUUUCUCCCAAGACUCCAUUUAGUAAUUCAGUGAUUGUCGGUUAUAUUGCUCUUUCGCAUAAGCUGAAUCGCUGCUAUCAGUUUUAGCUAUUUCCAGCAUCAAUUGAUAAUUGCGCUCUUUCAGCUACUUCCUCCUCAGCAAGCUCUUGAUGGCUCGGCAAUCUUUGUGGGAAAAUUGAAUCCAUGUGAGUAGAAGUGAAGAACGAAUAUGAAGCAUAGAGAACCACCGAAAUUUCCUUGCUUAGAGCCAGAGGUAGACAGAAUCAGCAGCUUACCAGGGCAUGUUUUGGACCAGAUUUUAUCGCAGCUGUCAAUUAGAGAUGCAGUGAGAACAAGUGCUUUAUCAAGUAAAUGGAGGUAUAAAUGGGCUAAAAUUCCGCAGCUUGUGUUUGAUAGUAAUUGUGUCCCUAAUCCCUCACAAGAUCAAACUCUCAUAAAAAACAAGCUUGUCAACAUUGUUGAUCAUGUCCUCUUACUUCAUACUGGCCCGAUACACAAGUUCAAACUUUCUCACCGAGAUAUUCUAGGUGUUAGUGACAUUGAUAGAUGGAUUCUUCAUUUAUCAAGAAGCUCUAUCAAAGAAUUCAUACUUGAAAUAUGGAAGGGGCAGCGCUACAAAGUACCAUCUUCUUUGUUCUCUUGUGAACAUCUUAUUCAUUUGGAGCUAUUCAAUUGCUUGCUAAAACCUCCUUUAUCAUUCAAAGGAUUCCGGAAUUUAAAGAGCCUUGACCUUCAGCACAUUACCCUGACUCAGCAUGUAUUUGAAAAUCUAAUUCUUAGCUGCCCUCUGCUUGAGAGAUUGACAUUGAUGAACUUUGAUGGUUUCACUCACCUUAAUAUCAAUGCUACAAAUCUUCAAUUUUUCGACAUCGGAGGUGUUUAUGAUGAAGUCAGUUUUGAGAAUACCUUUCAGUUAACUCUCAUCUCCAUUGGCUUGUAUGUAAAUGUAAAAAAUGACCGAAAUGCGGUUCAUGGGAAUUCUAGUAAAUUGCUCAGGUUCUUUGCUAAUCUACCUCAUAUACGAAGGCUCGAGAUUCAGAGUUUAUUUCUAAAGUAUCUGGCUAUUGGCAACAUACCUAGCAGAUUGCCAAGACCAUGCAUUGAUCUGAAUUACCUUUCUAUACGCAUAAAUUUCAAUGAUAUGGAGGAAAAUUCUGCUGCCCUGUGUAUUUUAAGAAGUUCUCCUAAUGUGCAAGAACUGGAGAUGCUGGCACGCCCAGAGGAGCAGGCUUCUGUGGGAGCAAUAUCUAACUUUUGGGAGGAUGACCACUGGAACAGUCUAUUUGGCCAACUACGACUUGUGAAGAUAGUUGGUAUUAGUGGUGUGAAAUCUGAACUUGAUUUCAUUAACUUUCUGCUUUCAAACUCUCCUGUUCUUGAAAGAAUGACUGUUAGGCCAGCUACCAAUGAUGGAGGAUUUGAGUUGCUAAAAGAACUGCUGCGUUUCCGGCGAGCCUCAGUGAGAGCAGAAAUCAUUUAUCUUGAUCCGUAGGUAUUAUCUGAUUGCCUUGGCAACCUUGAAAAAUGCAUAACAUGUAAAAAAGUAAGCAAACUUCUUCUGAGUACAUUCAUAUUUUGCUUCAGACAAUUUGCCAUUUUGCAGUUGAUCAUGCGGGAACAUAUGAUUGAACUAACGGUCUUUUAUAAUGAAUGAUCCUUACUAGUAUUAACUAAA